Messenger RNA from Eruca vesicaria subsp. sativa (arugula), 974 nucleotides. Lineage: Eukaryota; Viridiplantae; Streptophyta; Magnoliopsida; Brassicales; Brassicaceae. The record is from the annotation of a GenBank genome assembly.
UUAUAAGCCAAUAUAUCAUCAUCAAUAAUAUAAUUUUGCAAAACCAAGAAAAGUUGAAGGAACACUAGAAAGACGCCAUAACCAAGAAUCUGUUGAAGUCUUGAAGCCAAGCAAAGCUUAAGAAGCUAAGAGAGCAUUUAUCAUCAGCCCACACAUAAAUAUUCUUGAGUCUUAAAGAACAUUUCGGGAAAAAGAAAAAGUCCAAAGACUCAAGAUCAAGAAGGCUUCCUCUUUUCCACCAUAUUGCAUAAUAGGAGUUCAGGAAAAAUCGAAUUCCGUACCAUGGUUGGUAUUUUCUCUAGAUUCUCUGUUGGUAGAAGUGGCCAUAGAAGAACACAGAGUGCCAUCGAUCUGAGGGAACCACUGCCUCCAAAUACUACUAAUCUUGAUGGUUCGAUUCAUGGGAUCGAAGUAGGAACAGAGUUUAAACCAGUGGAGCACCCUAUUGAGCCCAUGGACAAUGAUCAACCGGUUCAGUGUCCACUCCCUGAGCCAUCCAUUCUCAAUGACGGGAGAAUCUGGAAAGAGAGAGUGUCGGCUUCAAUGAGGAGACGAGGCGAGUUGGCCAUUACACAAGAUGGAGUAGAUGUAGUUGAAUCUGUUGGAACCAGCUGUGUUCCUACAGAACCUGAUGGCUUUAUGACAAAACCAUCGGUGACUAGCCAAUGCAAUCCCAAGCGUCGGUUCUUGCCUUCGCUCAGUGCACCAGAACGCCACAUGCUUAAUCUACUUGAAGAAUGCAAAGCUUCUGGUACUAUCUAAGAACCAAUGCCGGUCUACGCUCUUUUUUCAAUAUGUUAACACUGUAACUUGCAUCACAAGCCCUACAAGUUUCCUUCAGUUCCAAGUUACCUUAUCUGUGUUAAAGAAGAUUAAGUAUUGGUUUCUCUUUUUGUCCCCCACUUAGUUAGAGGUAUUGUGUUUGUAUUCUGUCUCUGUUCUGCUCCCACCAUGUUUUAGCAUGCACUUCCCCA